GGUGGGCAUGCGCGUUUAAAACAAACUAUGAGGUUUACAUUUUCGAGUCCCUCAAUACUUGUUUAGCGCUCGUUGUUGGAAUUUAUCAAUUAUUAAUAUUUAAGUAAUACAGUAGCGAACAGGUUUUUAUAGUGUGGCCCUUUCGUACUAUGUAGUUUUUCUAAGUGGACGUUUUAGUUUUGCUUGGUUUACCCUAAGAAAAUGUCAUGAACUAACAUCAAAUAAACACUUUGUCACCGCGUGAGACAUCAGCUAACCGCUUCCGGCUUUGGCACAUCGUUCUUUGCUCCACUGUAAACAUGGAUUUGGGCUUGCAAGUCAGUCAUUUAUGUGUAGGUUUUACGUGGUUAUUUCCAGUCUUUCUUCUUUCUUCUGCUGGAAGAAUGAAAAUUGUGGAAGAGCCGAACACAUUUGGGUUGAACAAUCCAUUUAUAUCUCAAACAAACAAACUGCAGCCUAGAGUCGAGCCUUCUCCUGUUUCAGGCCCUCUCCAUUUGCACAGACUUUCUGGAAAGUGCUUCAGUCAUAUUGAAACAACGUAUAAGUAUGAAUUUUGUCCAUUCCAUAACAUCACACAGCAUGAGCAGACCUUCCGAUGGAAUGCUUACAGUGGAAUACUGGGAAUCUGGCAAGAAUGGGAAAUUGAAAAUAACACUUUUGUUGGCAUGUGGAUGAGAGAAGGAGACUCUUGUGGUAUGAAGACGAGGCAAACCAAGGUGCUCUUAAUGUGUGGAAGAAGCAACAAGCUGAUUAAUGUCUCAGAACCAACUACCUGUAUUUAUUCUGUAACAUUUGAAACACCUUUGGUCUGCCACCCACACUCCUUGCUAGUUUAUCCAACAUUGAGUGAAGCCUUACAAAGGAAAUGGGACGAUGCUGAGCAGGCAUUGUACGAAGAACUCAUUACUGAGCAGGGAUAUAAAAAAAUACUGAGAGAGAUUUUUGAAGAAGCUGGCUACCAAAAAAAUUCAAAAGAACGUGACACCAAACCAGAAGAUGGUGAAAAGAAGAAAGCAAAGGAUUUUGAAACUAUGGAAAAAUGCAGAGAUGAGCUCACAAAACUGUCGGGAGAAGUACAAAGGUUGCAAGAUUUGUUGAGUAAACAUGGCAUCUCCUAUGAAAAGCAAUCAGAAACUACUGGCCAUUUGAACAGCAGUCAGAGUGUCACAAGUCCAUCAGCUACCAUCACUUUGAAACAAGACAAACACCUUCGAGGUGACACAGGCAUACAUAAUGAUAUCCACUGAAAACAGAGUUUUCAAAAGAUCUACCAUCUUUUUUUUCCCUCGAGAUGUCAUGGUACUCUUUAGAAUAAGGAGCAUAUUCAUGUGCAAAAAUGAAAGUGAACAUACAUUUCUGGUGGCGUAUUAUGUUGGUGAUUGGUAUACUGGGAAAAUACUGAACAACAGUCUGUCUUAUAACUGCAGCAGCAACCAGAGGCCUUGUUUUGAGGUUUGACUGGCUAUGGAAAGGUGGAAACAUGCAACAAGAGAGGAAAUGUGCAAACAUGCAGCAAGGGGGGAAAUGGCAAAUAGAUGCAGAAACUAACUUAAAACAGACUGUGUUGAAAACCUAACAUAUGUAGACAGAAAAUGUAAUUCACUGUAGGGGAGGAGAGAGAGCUCUCUUGAAAAAGUGCUUUUCCAGUGCAUGGGAUAUUGAGCUUGGUCAGAAUUCCAGUGCUUCAUAGAGGAAUUUCUUAAAUUGCCACCUCUGUCCAAGGAGAGUUUGAUGACAAGUGAAUUAAGCAGGUGUCAUGAGCAUUCAGAAGCUAACAUUGUAUUUUAACUAAAAUUUGGUCUAAUAAUGUUACUCCCUCUUCCAAAAAAGAACUACACGCACACUGUCAACAUUAUGAAUUUCUUUCUUCUAAAUUUGCCAUUUGUCUGCCUUUUUAGCUUGCUGAAGAUAUUUGUAGGAUGGGACUGACCUUGAAGAAUGGAAUAUACUAAUGUUAAUGUGUUAUGUGGUGUAAAUUUAUUGAUUAUAGUUUAUCAUUUGUCUGUAUAAUGACAAUAGUAUUUCAUGUCUGUUGUAUUUAUUGUUACUACCAUUGUCAUACUGCUAGUUUUUUUUUUAUUUCAUAAACUAUUUUUCCAACAGG
Messenger RNA from Protopterus annectens (West African lungfish), 2104 nucleotides. RefSeq names its product N-acetylglucosamine-1-phosphate transferase subunit gamma (gene GNPTG). Gene Ontology annotation, cellular component: Golgi apparatus. The coding region runs from base 300 to 1247 and encodes 315 amino acids. The transcript has 11 exons. The record is from RefSeq and is a predicted model, not a curated record. Lineage: Eukaryota; Metazoa; Chordata; Ceratodontiformes; Protopteridae.